Molecule: messenger RNA, 552 nt
Organism: Sphaeroforma arctica JP610
Lineage: Eukaryota; Ichthyosporea; Ichthyophonida
Exons: 2
Coding region: 1-552 (183 amino acids)
Biological process (GO): carbohydrate metabolic process
Molecular function (GO): hydrolase activity, hydrolyzing O-glycosyl compounds
Source: RefSeq, a predicted model, not a curated record
AUGUUGUUCAGUGCAUCUGCCUCUGUAGCCGAUUUAAUAUGGAGCGAUGAAUUUGACGGAGCUGCUAUAGACCAAGGCAAGUGGGGUUAUGACAUCUUACCGGCAUACAAAUACAACAACGAGUUGCAAGAGUACACCUCGGCGUCAGCCAACUCGUUUGUAAAAGACGGCCUUCUGCAUAUAAGUGCCGUUCCUAUGGGGAUGGGAGGUAUACCAGCGCCCGAAUGGUGCCACGCAACAAAGGAGACUGGACGGCUCUGGCCAGCCAUAUGGAUGCUACCCACGGGCAGUCCUAACAAAUGGCCGAAGGGUGGCGAGAUUGACAUACUGGAACACGUCACAUGUGAUGCUAAUCGAGUGCACGCCACGGUACAUACAGGCGCCUAUAAUUGGCCUAUGAACAAGCAGGUGGGGUCAUCUAUAAGUGUCCACGAUGUGCGAGAUUUCCACGAAUACGCUCUGGAAUGGUCCCCUACUGCUGUGAUAGUGUUGCUAGAUGGAAACGAGUACUUCUCGUUCGACAAUGACAACACGAAGGAUCUUUUGACAUGA